AUGGAGGGGGACCCAGAGUUUCUGUCGCGCCUGCAGCAGCUCGGCUCAGAAUACAAGCGCCUUAAGGAGCAGCGGGCAGAAGCACAGCAGCUAGCUGAGGCCCUGGAGGCUCAGAACAGCAAUCUGGUUACAGCUAACAAAGAGCUAGCUAGCCAGCGCCAAGAGCUCCUUGCAGAAAACAAGACAUUGAUAGGGAAGCUCCAAGCGACAACACGUGAGAAGUCCCUGCUGCAACAGCAGCUUUUUCAAAGGGAAAAACAGCUGCAGGAACUGCAGCAGGAGCUGCAGCAGCAGCAACAGGCAACGGCAGCAGCGGCAUCAGCAGCAGCUGAAAAGGAUGCAGCGAAUCACGUGCUUCGCGAGGCCAAUGCGAAAGCAACAGCAGCAGCUGCUGCAACUGAGAAACGGCUCGAAGAAACUCAGCGAGAAGCUGCUGCUUUCCGGGCGGAGGCAGAGGAGCAACAGAAGCAGUUGACUGAAGCAAAUACCAAACUUAACCUUGAAAACAAAGAGCUUGCAGAUAAGAGUAAAGAGUUAAAUGACCGAAACAGAAAUCUCCAGAAGAAGAGGCAAGAGCUUCUUGAGCAGGUCAGGACCCUGGAAGCGUCACAGCGGCGCAGCGUUGAGGAGCAGCAGCUACAACAACAGCAACUACAGCAGCAGCAGGAAGAAUUACGGUCACUGAAACAAGCAAACAGAUCGUUGCUCGCAAAAAGUAAGCAGCAACAGGAGGAGAGACAGGAAGCUCUAAAGCAACUACGGCAACAGCUGCAGGAACUGCAGGGCCAGCAGCAGCAGCAGCAGGAACUAGUUGAAAGACGCACCCAGGAAGUUGCUGCUGUAGAAGCGCAGCUGCUUCAGCAGCAGCAGGCCUCCGCAGCUCAGACAGACCUGCUUCAGCAGCAAAUAGAGCAGCAGCAGCAGCAGCUCAGGGCUGCCCUGGCGUCAAACACAAAGGCAGUCGAUGAUCUUAACACUGAGAAAGCACGUGCAGCCGAGGACCGCAUGCGUUACGAGAUGCAACUGCAGCAGAUGCAGCAACUGCAGCAGGAAACAGCGGAGGCAGCAACAACAGCAAAUGAAGAACAGAAGGAGGCAAUGAGCAGAGUAGAGGCGCUCUGUAGUGAACGUCAGUUGGCGUACGAACAUCUCGAACCGCUUUUGCGACAAGUGCAUCGAGGCAGCAGCUUCUGUAGCAACAGCAGCAAAAGAAGUGACAGCAACGGCAGCCAGCGCAGCUGCAGCGAUGACGAAGAUGAUAUAGAGGGCCGGCGUAACGGUGCCUUAGCUGCAGCUGCAAGGCGCGCUGCUGCAUCUUUUCUGCGUCUACAGAACGAACACGAGAGGGCCUGUAGGGAGACAGAGCACUUGAGGCAUCAACUGGAGCAGAAGCAACAGCACGAACACAGAUUACAGCGGGAAUUUCGAAUAGCGACGGAAGAAAUUCAAAAAGCGUUGCGAGAAAAGCGGGAGCUGGCUUCGCAGUACAUGUCACUUGCACAGGGGCUGCAGCAGUUGGCUCGGCAAAGCGAAUCUCUCGCGGUUUGUCCUUUGUUAGCGUGUCUGGAUGAAAAGGAGCAGCAGCAACAGCAUCAGCAAGGAGCGUGCCUGCUGCCAGUUAGAAUGAUAUCUGCGAAUUCUCAAGUGCACGCAGCACCAGAUUGGGGUCCCCCCUCGGCCAGGACGUCCACUGCUGACAGCUACGCAAUUGGCUCUCCGCAUGACUAG
This is a messenger RNA of Eimeria necatrix, 1728 nucleotides long. RefSeq names its product plectin, putative. NCBI's taxonomy places the organism in Eukaryota, Apicomplexa, Conoidasida, Eucoccidiorida, Eimeriidae. The transcript is spliced from 4 exons. The coding region runs from base 1 to 1728 and encodes 575 amino acids. The record is from RefSeq and is a predicted model, not a curated record.